Moneuplotes crassus is the source of this 1264-nucleotide messenger RNA. NCBI's taxonomy places the organism in Eukaryota, Ciliophora, Spirotrichea, Euplotida, Euplotidae. The record is from the annotation of a GenBank genome assembly.
AGAAUAUAUUAUUUUUGUAAUCCAUUUAUUUUAUAAUGAUGUUUACAGGUUGGCAGAGGUUCAAUUCUAGAAUACCUACCUUAGCAGCAAGGUCUCACAAUCAAUUUUCACAAGGAAUAAACCAGCUGCAAGGAGGCGCCCUUGCACUUCGAAUGAUGAGUUCAGGGUUUAACAUAAAGAAAAAUCCACGAAACCGGAUGCUGUACUUUAAAAAUGAGAAUCAAGAUAUCUACUCACAGUACAAAAGGCCGAAAACUAUUCAAGAGAUGAAGAAGCUGCAAUCUUUCGUAAAGAAGAAGGUCUCAGAGCCUGGAGAAUCUCUGACUUCAAGCAUCCUCACUCAGGCCAAGAGAGAUGAGAGCUUUAAUGAUUUCCUGAAAGAGUUCAAAGCUAAGCAUGAAAAAGACUGGGCUAAUAUUAUUGACCUGACUAAAGAAAAGAAAGAAGACCUCCUGAUUAACAAAACGCUUGAUGAAAGGAAAGACGAGCUUGUCAUGCUUGAGGAGUUCAGAAGAAGGAAAAAUGUCGCUAAUUUUAGAGAAACUUUGCAUCAGAAGAGAGUCGAUGUUGGGCUUGAUGAUGGCACAACUUUGCCUAGAUAUGAGCCAGAUAAGUAUCUUCCUAAGAAGAGAUCUCCUGGUCCUCCUAGUAGAUUCUUUGCUCCUGAAGGAAAUGAGAUUUUUGAUCCAACUAAGUUUACCCUAUUGUUUAUGGAGACUGAUAGUGUCACACUCGUCACGAGAUUAAACAGAAUUAAUAGCAGGAGAGUUCUUGUAUUCUGUGGAAAUGGAGAGGGUAUUAUUUCAUAUGGUAAAGGAAAAGGACUUGAUUAUCAAGCAGCAUUCCAAAAAGCCUUUAUUGAGCUCAAAAAGAACCUUAUUUGCAUUGAUUUAGAUCAUUUCCAAACGCUAACUGCUCCGCUAUAUGCACGAUUUAACGACUUCAGGCUGUGGCUUUACCCCAGAGCAUCUCCCAAUUACUGGGGUUCCAUGCAGAUGAUGCACAUGUUGAUUCAAACAGGAAUUUAUCAUGUCAGGUUUAUAAUUAAAUCGAGGAAGAACGAUAGAUAUUCAAUGAUUUACACCUUCUUCAAGUGUGUCACUGCUAUUAAGAAGCCAACUGAUUUCGCGAAGGUUACAGGACAGAAACUUACUUCGAUCACUUAUCAUUCUCCACUGGGUGCAUCCAUGAUUACACCAAUGGUCCAUGAAUAUGCAGCUAACCAACGUCCUCGUUAAGAAUGAUUCAAUAUGAAUUAGAAUGA